GGCUGUAGAAUUACUACUGGCGGAAGUGAAGUUUUGUUGUCGGAACAAACUUGUGGUGCGAAUGUGCCAAGAUCAAACUGAAUGGGAAAUCAUGGAAUCUCAUACUAGUUGUGUUGUACUAAUCGUUGCUGCCAUCAUCAGCACAGCUUACUCUGAAAGACCCACCCGAUGGUGUGUGACGAGCGCAGAUGAGGAGAUCAAAUGUAAUCAACUGAAACAUGAGCUGGAAAUAGCUGUCAAGGAAAACAAGAUGAUACAAGAGCUUAUCCCUCGUCAGUUUCAGUGUGUCAGGACUUUCGAUGCCUUCAAUUGCAUGGACAUGAUAGAAAAAGAUGAAGCUGAUCUCAUCACUUUGGACUCAGGUCAGGGUUAUUUUGCUGGAAGACAACACAAUAUGAUGCCCAUAAUGGCAGAAGACUAUGCUGGUUCAGUUCCUGGAUCAAAGCCAUCCUACUAUGCUGUGGCAUUAUUCAGGCAGAGUGAUGCUGUGACCCUUUUGAAUUUACAGUCCAAAGCAGUCUGCUUUUCUGGUAUUGGAAUGAGUGCUGGAUGGGUGCAUCCUAUUGGAAGACUGCUCAAGGAUGGUUACAUCAGUGUCACCAAAUGCAACGCCAUUGUCAAGGCAGUGUCGAAUCACUUCAGGUCAAUGUGCUUACCUGGGGCUGUCAAUUCUUUUUAUAAUCCUUUUGGCAACAACCCAACAUCCGUAUGUGAGCUGUGCCGGGGUCACAACAAUGAGUUCUGUACAACGAGUGACCGUUACGCUGGUUACGAUGGUGCCUACCGCUGUGUUGCGGAGGGAGUUGGGCAGUUAACUUUCCUCAGGCACGACACCAUUUCUAUGAUGACUGGAAGUGUAAACGGGUCCACUUCUGACUCAUUUCGACUUCUCUGUCCUGAUGGAAGUACUGUCAAUGUGGGUGACUAUAUGAACUGCCAUUGGGGUGAAAUUUCUUCCAAUAUUAUCAUGACGUCUGCUGUCCGUGACCCCAGCACUGUGGAAAAAUACAAGAUUUUCUUAACUACUCUUGAGAGUCUGUUUGGUCCAAGUAGUACCAAAAAAUUCAAGUUGUUCAAAUCUGAAGAGCACUAUGAUGUGGACAUCUUCUCUCAGACUCUCUUUCGGAAGAAUUUAAUGUUCUCUGACAUGACAACGGGUUUCAGAGAAAUUGGAGACUACUCAUACUUUACUUGGGCUGGUAAAGAGUUCCAGUCGUACUUAACUGAAAUGAAUCGCUGCCCGUCAAGUGCAAUCAGCCUUUGUGUCACAUCAUAUGCAGAGAAGUUGAAGUGUGAGGAAAUGAUUAUGGCUUUUAAAGCCAAAAACCUUCAACCUGAGAUGGAUUGCCUGUAUGGAGGAAAUACUAGUAUGUGCUUGGAAAUGAUCUACCGCGGAGAUGCAGAUAUCAUUAAUCUUGAUGCUGGUGAUGUGUACAUUGCUGGGAGGCGCUAUGGUCUGGUACCAAUCAUUGCUGAAGACUACGGUGAUAUGACCAUGGAGUUCAAAGUUGUUGCAGCUGCUAGAAAAACUGAUAAGUCAACAACACUUUUCAACAUGAAAGGAAAACGAUCAUGCCAGCCUGGAAUUGGUCGGGGUGAUGGUUGGAUUAUUCCGCUUAAUAUUUACAUCGAGACAGAGCAGUUUUUACCAGAAGACUGUUCCAUUUUCAAAAAUAUAGGGGAGUUGUUUGUCAGGAGCUGCAUCCCUGGAGCCCUGGACACAGAGUACAAUCCUCAUGGACAGCCCAUCAACCUAUGUGAGGGAUGUGCAGCUGGGGGCUAUCGCAAAUGCCAGCGGAACAGUGAAGAACAGUACUACGGUGCCAGUGGGGCUUUCCGGUGCCUGGUAGAAAAGGGAGGAGAUGUUGCUUUUGUAAGACAUCUUACUGUUAGGGACAACACUGAUGGCAGAAACCAUGCCAUUUGGGCCAGAAACAGAAGAUCAGAUGAUUAUGAACUCAUGUGCAAGGAUGGCCGACGCCUUAAUAUUGAUCGUUUCCAGGAAUGCCAUCUGGGAAGUGUUCCUGCAAAUGCUAUCGUGACCUCAGCUGGUAAAUCAGCUGUACAAAAGGAAAUCAUCUGGAAUCUUCUCAAUUACGGACAGCAGUUUUUUUCUUCUGACAUUGAUGGAGAUUUCCACAUGUUUGACUCUGGUACCUGGUACACAGAUCUGAUUUUCACCGAUGCUGCUGUAAGAUUGAUGAGAAUUCCUGAAAACAAACAGAACUACAAAGACUGGUUGGGUCAGUCCUUCAUGGCACAGAUAGAGAACCUGCACAAGUACACAUGUGUCAAUCCUGACAGUGCCAUAUCUCUGAGCCCAAGUUUUCUGCUCCUUAGUGUUGUGGCUGUACUAACGGCUGUUUGUACGAGAUUAUAGUUAGAUUGUUAAUGCCAGAUACGUCUUUGAAAAGAGAGAACAGUUUUUACAUUUUAGAUUUAUGAAAUACCCGAAAAUUUAGAUGUACUUUGGAACAGAUAAAGACCUAAUUAGGUACUUUCGCGUACUAUAUAAACAAGCUAAGUAAAUGUGCUGUUGGUCGUUGUAAUUUACUUUUUGUGCAUUAUAAUGGUAGGAACACACAAAAUUCUGGAAUAUGUUGAAAAUUUAUUACAAUCUUUGGCCUCAAAUGAUAUGUUUGUGUUCUUUUGUAUAAUCACUGGUUGAAUAUGAUUAUUCUGAUAGAAUUUGUACAUUUUAAUUGUAGAUAUAUUCUUGUUUCUAUUGAAUGGUUGUUAUGUGUUAUGAGUGUGGUUUUCUUCCCUUUUAUUCGUUGAUGUUACCCAUAGAGUGAGCUUUGGGUCCAAUAGAAUUAUAGAGUCUGAUCUUCUUGUUCACACUACCUGUGGUUUAAUUGAAAACAAGCUCUUUAAAUCCAUGCGGUUCUUAACAGAUUCUACUAUGGGGAUAACCAUUCAAAACUUAACAAGAGAGCAUAUGAUUGAUGCCUUUCGUUAUUGUCUGAGAGUGGCUUUGUCUUUUUCUUACAUGUAGAUGAAAUGAGCUUUGGUCAGAUGGUGAAAGAGGCAAAAAAGGGAAAUGGUGUGUGUCUGAGUGUGUGGUAGUGGUAUGAUAUCAUAGAAUCAAUGUGGCAUAUUGUUUUGUCAGAUUUUUAAGCUUGGUUGAUUAUUUAUGACUGUCGGUGUGAUGUGCGUUGGCAAGUGGGUAUAGCAUGACAUCACGACUUGGUUAGAGUUGUAUUGUUUUUUUUUCAGGUCCAUUUUGUACAUAACCCUCAAAGCUUUAUAUAAUUACUAACAUAUUUUUAAUUCUAAUAAUACACAAGUUCUUUUGAAACCUAUACAGUGAUUAGUGAUACAUCUUAUAGCUCAUGCCAAAUCCUUACUGGUUUCUUUAUGGUGUGUGGUUGCUCAAGUCGUAGAAACUAAGAUGGCAUGAAAUCCUCAUCCUUGAAAAUUGUUCGCAGGAUAUGUUGCUGUUUUUUCUGUAUUACUCUCUUUGCACUCCCAAUUGACUCUUUCGCUGAUGGUGUUCUCAAAUUUAUUUUCAAGAUUGUGACAUUUAAUAGUUUUACAAGGUCUUAAAAUUUGUGUGUUGACUCUUUCCACCUAGCUAGCACAGAGUGCAUAACCUUUGUCCCCAUCAGCUUGGAUACAGAUGGGGUACAUCAGUACUAUACUUGUAUAUCUAGGCAUGUAUACCCCAAUUAGUAGGAAAUUGUCAGCAGACUGAUAAAAUUGAACGUGAUGAUCGCAUGUUCACCGAAAAAGGAAUAAGAAUUGGAUCUAAAACCAUUAGAUCUAACACAUUCAUCACCCGAAUCCUCAUCAAGACAUCGUUGAAAAGCAACACUUAUGCUUGGUCGACUAGCAGUUUAAAAAAACCCUCCAAAUUGUUGUAAACAAAUAAUUUUUGUGCAGAAAGGUCACACGAACCAUUCAGAAAGAAAAUUAUAACUUAAACAAGUGCACAUGUCUUACAGGAGAUCAUUUCUACAAUUUUUGUUGUUACUAUAUUACACAAUUGGCAUCCCGUGGGGGGGAAGGGGCGGCACCUUACCGUCGCCUGUUGGUGUCCUGAGGAGGCAAAGUGUUAAUCAUUGCUAUGUAAAGUUGAAUUUCAGUACUUUUGUUUUUGUGAAGUAUAUAAAAUUUGUUGAAUUUUAGAGCCAUUAUUGUAAAUAGCUUAUCAUUAACAAGAUUAAAAAAAUUAAGCUUAUACACUGUCUUGAAAAUAUGUACCUUAUGUUUCCAGAGUAAUUAAAACUUGAUUGUUGUUGCUUGAAAUGAAUGAGAGCAAAGGUGGUAUAAAAUGAAAAUGAAAAGUGAAUUAUGUCAGCUGCAAAUUGAAUGGCAGAUUUUAAAAGCUUUUAAUUCUUUGCAUAUAUAUGAAUGAUUCACAUGAUGAAUGUAUCAACUUGAUUGGUUAAAGCCGAUAAAAUAUCUGUAAGAGGCAAUGUAUAAAGGCAGUGUUUGAGAGUUCAGGAUGCACUAACAUCCUUUUAAUGAUGUGAAGGUCAUGUGUUCUAAUUCUGUAAGUUAAAGAGAAAUUUGAGUCGGAAUAUUGAUUUUCUGAACUCAUGUAUUCUACUACGCUGAGCUUUGGCAUACAGUUAACUAAAUUGUUAAGAAAGAGGAUGCAAUUCCCUAUUGUUUUGUGCUUUAAAAAAUCCCAGAACGAACAUAAAAAAAAAGGCACUCCCUCACUUUGUUGUGAAAGAAAAAGGAUCUCAGAAAUUUUGUCAUUUGUUUUUAAUGAAAGUCCAGGUAAUUUCUUCUCGAGUAUCAUAUUAGAUACAUUUUUAGAUGAGUUGUAAAUAUCAAUUUUACUGUGUGGAUCAUAUUCUUAAGGACCACUGUAUACUUUGGACAUUUUUUGUUUUAUUCAUUUCUUAUGUGUAAGUGCCUUUCUGUGUAGUUUCUGGUUGCUGACGAAAAAAUGAAAGUGUUUGAUGAAGAAAGUGAAGGCUUUUCUCUUUAUCUAAGGAGAAAGUACCUAAAUACAUGUAAUCACACUUUGAAAUAAAAAAAAAAAAUUUCCUUUAGCUACAGUCAGUUACAAUAAACUUUUGCAAAACAUGAUUGAUAAACAUCUGAAUCUGUCUUUAAAGAUUCUGUUUUGGACCUUGUUUAAGUGCUAAGAUAAUGACCCAAGUAAUUUUUUAAUCAGUUUGAGUAAAUCGUAAAAACACUUCCUGGUUUAUGUCUUCUCCUUGCACAAGGAAUUUUUUUUUUUUUAUAGUUUGAAAGUUUGUGGCACAUUCAUUUGGAUCAUGACUUGGUGGAAUCAGGUGCUCAUCAUUUUUUGGGGCAUAUAAAGUUAUUAUUAUUGUAUUAAGGCUGGUUCAUUUUUCUUGCUUUCGAUGAAAAAAUACCCAUCUCUCUUAAGAAGAAGUCAAGAUAUUUGCGAUUGAAAAAGGUGUGGGUUGUCUGGUGUCAGAGUUAACAUUUGGGAGAAAAGGGUUGCCAAAGUUUGGUGGCUUCCUUUGAAAACUACAAAUUUACAAUCUGGUUCCUUUAAUCAAUGUUUUUCCAAAAAAUCGAUCCAGAAAAGUGCUUUUAAUUUAAUGAACAUAAACGGUAUUGAGAUUGCCAAACCAGUAGAAAAACACCAGUUUCUUCAAAUUCAUUAUUUUGACAGGUGCCUGAUUUCACCACAAUGCCUCAUAUUUCAUAACCUAGUAGGCCAUAUUAUAAGACAUACUUUGGUUUGUUAGUUUGAUUUGGGCCUAAAUAAGUUUAAAGUCAAAGACUUGUAAGCACUUAUUUCCACUUUGGUUUGACUCUUAUUACUUAUUUACAUUGGUGCAGUAAGGAAGAAAAAUAGAAAAUUCCUGUCUGUAAAGACUUUCCAUCAUUCCUCUAUUUAUUUCAGAAUAUGUGUUUUGUCUACUAACCUGAACGUGCUGGCAUUUCACAAAAUUUUCCCUGAAGACUUAUUUUUAUGGCUCCACAGUUGAGGCAGCUCAUUAAUGAACUGUAAAGAUUCUUUUUCAAGUGCCAGAUCUGGCUCUUGAACUGUGUAAUACAUGCAAUGUUAUUCCACAAGCCCAUUCCAUUUUGUACAUUCCAUAAAGAACUUUGUCAUAAUAAAACCUUUUGUAAAAUU
Aplysia californica (California sea hare) is the source of this 6070-nucleotide messenger RNA. RefSeq names its product melanotransferrin. The transcript is spliced from 14 exons. Lineage: Eukaryota; Metazoa; Mollusca; Gastropoda; Aplysiida; Aplysiidae. The record is from RefSeq and is a predicted model, not a curated record. Gene Ontology annotation, cellular component: plasma membrane; recycling endosome; early endosome. Gene Ontology annotation, biological process: iron ion transport. Bases 62 to 2380 code for a protein of 772 amino acids.